GCAAAGUGCUUGCCAAGAAGCCGGAGGGGUCUGACAAGCAUGUCAAGAUCAGAGAAGUCACCCUUCCAGAGGAUUUGCUUAGCCUGGGCUUCCGGCAGUUCAGGCCGAGGGGCUCUUCGGAUGAGAGAUACCCUCCCCUCGAUAGGGUCUUCGAAGGCGCCGGAGGUAACAAUAUGGAUGUUGGUUCCCUCUUCGCUUUGAAAAACGCGAAAGGGAAGAAGAAGGCCCCGGCGGGCGCUUCUGCCAGGGAGGGGCCCUCUCAAACUGCUGGCGCUGCUGCUGGCGCCGGAGGGUCCAAGGGUGCUGGGCCCGUUAAAAAGAAGAUUGCUGGAAAGGGGACCGAGCCCCCGGCCAAGAAGCCGAAGACCACC
This is a messenger RNA of Cuscuta europaea, 371 nucleotides long. NCBI's taxonomy places the organism in Eukaryota, Viridiplantae, Streptophyta, Magnoliopsida, Solanales, Convolvulaceae. The record is from the annotation of a GenBank genome assembly.